AUGAAGGAUCCAUCAAAUUCAUACCUUUCCUCAGAGGAAUUCCUCAGGAAUGUUUAUGUUUUGGCAGUUCUCCUCUUCCUGGCCCUUAUCUUGCAGAGGACAUUCCUGCAGGCAUCCUACUAUGUGACUACAGAAACUGGCAUCAACCUACGAGGUGCUUUACUGGCAAUGAUAUAUAACAAGAUCCUGAGGCUUUCUACAUCCAACUUGUCCAUGGGAGAGAUGACGCUGGGACAGAUCAAUAACUUGGUCGCCAUAGAAACAAAUCAAUUAAUGUGGUUCUUGUUCCUGUGCCCCAAUCUGUGGGCCAUGCCUGUUCAGAUAAUAAUGGGUGUGAUCCUGCUCUAUAAUUUACUGGGAGUGAGUGCCUUAGUUGGUGCUGCUGUCAUUGUCCUCUUAGCUCCAAUACAGUACUUCAUAGCUACGAAGCUGGCUGAGGCUCAGAAGAGCACUCUUGACUAUUCAACUGAGAGACUAAAGAAAACCAAUGAAAUACUAAAAGGUAUUAAAUUAUUAAAGCUGUAUGCCUGGGAACACAUAUUUUGUACCAGCGUGGAAGAAACAAGAAUGAAGGAACUCACCAGUCUCAAAACCUUUGCACUUCACACAUCUCUUUCCAUUUUUAUGAAUGCGGCCAUACCAAUAGCAGCUGUUCUUGCAACCUUCGUGACCUAUGCAUAUACCAACGAGAAGCCACUGCAGCCUGCCCAGGCCUUUGCAUCACUGUCCCUCUUCCACAUCCUGGUCACACCACUGUUCCUGCUCUCUACUGUGGUUCGUUUUGCAGUCAAGGCUAUCAUAAGUGUACAGAAGCUGAAUGAGUUCCUCCUGAGUGAUGAGAUUGGAGAUGACAGCUGGAGAGGUGGAGACAGCUCUUUAGCUUAUGAAUCCUGUAAGAAGCACACAGGACUUCACACCAAGGCCAUCAACAGGAGGCAGCCCUUGAGAUAUCAGCUUGAAAGCUAUGAACAGCCAACAAGGAAGCAAACACGUCCUGUGGAGAUAGAUGACAUUGCAAUCAAGGUGACCAAUGGAUACUUUUCAUGGGGAAGUGGCUUAGCUACAUUGUCCAACAUAAACAUCAGAAUCCCAACAGGUCAGAUGACAAUGAUUGUGGGCCAGGUUGGCUGUGGCAAGUCAUCACUUCUCCUUGCUAUACUGGGAGAGAUGCAGACACUGGAGGGCAAAGUUCACUGGAGCAAUGUAAAUGAAACUGAACCUUCUUUUGAAGCAUCCAGAAGCAGAAACAGGUACUCAGUGGCUUAUGCAGCUCAGAAGCCGUGGCUGCUGAAUGCAACCGUGGAGGAGAACAUUAUCUUUGGAAGCCCAUUUAAUAAACAGAGGUACAAAGCUGUUACAGAUGCAUGCUCUCUGCAGCCUGACAUCGACUUACUACCAUUUGGUGAUCAGACAGAAAUUGGAGAAAGGGGGAUUAAUUUAAGUGGUGGCCAGCGACAGAGAAUCUGUGUAGCUCGAGCACUCUAUCAGAACACCAACAUUGUCUUCCUGGAUGACCCAUUCUCUGCGCUGGAUAUUCACUUAAGUGAUCAUUUAAUGCAGGAAGGGAUUUUGAAGUUUCUGCAAGAAGACAAGAGGACUCUUGUUCUGGUGACACAUAAGUUGCAGUAUCUACCACAUGCUGACUGGAUCAUAGCAAUGAAGGAUGGAAUGGUGCUUAGAGAAGGGACACUAAAGGAUAUCCAAAACAAGGAUAUCGAGCUAUAUGAACACUGGAAAACUCUGAUGAAUCGCCAAGAUCAAGAACUGGAAAAGGAUAUGGAAGCUGACCAGACUACUCUUGAAAGAAAAACUCUUAGAAGGGCUAUGUACCCCAGAGAAUCAAAAUCACAACUAGAAGAUGAAGAUGAAGAGGAAGAAGAGGAAGAAGAAGAAGAUGACAAUAUGUCAACUGUCUUGAGGCUCAGGACAAAGAUGCCAUGGAAAACCUGCUGGAGUUAUCUAACCUCUGGAGGAUUUUUCUUGCUCUUUCUGAUGAUUUUCUCAAAGCUGUUGAAACACUCAGUUAUAGUGGCCAUAGAUUACUGGCUUGCUACGUGGACAUCAAAGGACAAUCCAAAUGAAGUCAGGAGCACUGAUGAUAAGAGCACAAACAAGACUUAUCAUGUAGCUGUCUUCAGCAUCCUCUCUGGAGCAGGGAUUGUCCUUUGCCUUAUCACAUCUCUAACUGUGGAGUGGAUGGGCCUCACAGCAGCCAAGAACCUACACCAUAAUCUCCUCAACAAGAUCAUCCUUGGACCCAUCAGGUUCUUCGAUAUGACUCCAUUGGGGCUAAUUCUAAAUCGCUUCUCUGCUGAUACAAAUAUCAUUGAUCAGCACAUUCCUCCUACGCUGGAGUCUCUUACUCGUUCCACCUUACUCUGCCUGUCAGCCAUUGGAAUGAUCUCUUAUGCCACCCCAUGGUUCCUUGUUGCCCUCGUGCCUCUUGGGAUAGCAUUUUAUUUCAUCCAGAAAUAUUUCAGAGUUGCUUCCAAGGACCUCCAGGAACUCGAUGACAGCACCCAGCUCCCUUUAUUGUGUCACUUCUCUGAGACAGCUGAAGGCCUUACCACCAUCAGAGCCUUCAGGCACGAAGCCAGGUUUAAACAACGUAUGCUGGAACUCACGGACACGAACAACAUUGCCUACUUAUUUCUGUCAGCUGCCAACAGAUGGCUGGAGGUCAGGACGGAUUACCUUGGUGCUUGUAUAGUUCUGACUGCAGCUGUCACUUCCAUCACUGAAGGACCUAACUCAGGGUUUGUGGGGUUAGGUCUCCUCUACGCCCUGACGAUAACCAACUAUCUGAACUGGGUGGUGAGGAAUCUGGCUGAUCUGGAGGUGCAGAUGGGUGCAGUAAAAAAAGUCCACAGCUUCCUGAACAUGGAGUCCGAGAACUAUGACGGCUGCUUGGAUCCCUCUCAAGUCCCCAAAGACUGGCCCCAGGAGGGAGAAAUCAAGAUUGAAAAUUUGUGUGUUCGAUAUGAAAACAACCUGAAGCCUGUUCUCAAGCAUGUGAAGGCAUACAUCAAACCAGGACAAAAGGUUGGAAUCUGUGGCCGUACUGGCAGUGGCAAGUCAUCCCUGUCUUUGGCAUUCUUCAGAAUGGUGGACAUAUUUGAUGGGAGGAUAGUGAUUGAUGGAAUAGACAUCAGCAAACUGCCUCUUCACACCCUCCGCUCCCGACUCUCCAUCAUUCUUCAGGAUCCAAUAUUGUUCAGUGGCUCUAUCCGCUUCAAUUUGGAUCCAGAAUGCAAGUGUACCGACGAUAGGCUCUGGGAAGCUUUGGAGAUUGCUCAGUUGAAGAACAUGGUCAAGUCAUUGCCAGGAGGCCUUGAUGCGAUGGUCACAGAAGGAGGAGAGAACUUCAGUGUAGGGCAAAGGCAGCUCUUCUGUCUGGCCAGAGCCUUUGUCCGCAAGAGCAGCAUUCUCAUCAUGGAUGAGGCCACAGCAUCUAUUGACAUGGCCACAGAGAACAUUUUGCAGAAGGUUGUGAUGACUGCCUUUGCAGACCGCACCGUGGUGACCAUAGCGCAUCGGGUUCACACCAUCCUAACUGCAGAUCUGGUCAUCGUCAUGAAGCGAGGCAACAUUCUAGAAUAUGACACCCCUGAGAACCUCCUCUCCCAAGAAGAUGGCAUCUUUGCUUCAUUUGUCCGGGCUGACAUGUGAAGAACAGCAGGAUGUAUUUUAAUAGCUUAUUUUUAAACAAAUGAAAUGCAAAUAUUUCCUAUUCCAUGUAACAUUACCUUUUUUUUUUUUAAAGAGCUGCUUUCUUCACACUUCCACCUUCCAAAAUAAUAAAACCUAUUGCAAUACAUGUAUGCCUCA
Molecule: messenger RNA, 3828 nt
Organism: Merops nubicus (carmine bee-eater)
Lineage: Eukaryota; Metazoa; Chordata; Aves; Coraciiformes; Meropidae
Gene: ABCC9
Product: ATP-binding cassette, sub-family C (CFTR/MRP), member 9
Exons: 32
Biological process (GO): potassium ion transport; transmembrane transport
Cellular component (GO): membrane
Molecular function (GO): ATP hydrolysis activity; ATP binding; ABC-type transporter activity
Source: RefSeq, a predicted model, not a curated record